AUGGCUAUUGCAUCCGUUCAACGGCCUAGGUGGACGUAUGAUGUCUUUGUAAGUUUUAGAGGUGAAGAUAUCCGUAAAAGCUUUAUGGAUAAUCUAUUCAAAGAUUUAGAACAAAAAGGAAUUCACGUGUUUAGAGAUGAUACGGAUCUCACCCUAGGCGAAAAGAUACCUCCUAAUCUCGACAAAGUCAUUCAAGAAUCGAGGUUUCUGGAGGCGAGAGAGCACAAGCAUGAGGUUCGAGUGAUCUUCUAUGACGUGAAGCCUGAUGUGGUGAGGAAACAGAUUGGGAGCUAUGCACAAGCGUUUGCCAAACAUGAGAUUUCAAAUAGAGCAGAGGUUGCUAAAUGGAAAGAAGCUUUAUCCAUGGCUGCCAACUUAUCUGGAUGGGAUCUCGAGGACGUGGCAAAUGGCCAGAACCUUGUAGGGGUGGAUGCUCGUAUAAAGAAAUUGAACUUGUUACGAUUUGUUCACUCUAACAAGGUUCACAUGAUUGGAAUAUGUGGUAUUGGUGGAAUAGGAAAGACCACUUUUGCCAAAGCCAUUUAUAACCUCAUGUAUAUCCACUUUGAGAAAUGUAGCUUUUUGGAUGAUGUCCAAGGAGCCACAAAACAACAUGGACUAACUCAUGUUCUAAUGCAAUUUAUCAACGACAUCAUGAAAACAACAGAUGUGAGGAUAUCCAACAUUGGUCAAGGAAUUAUGGUAAUGAAACAGAGGAUGGCAUCUAGACGGAUCCUACUUGUUGUAGAUGAUGUAGAUCAUCGUGAUCAGUUAGAAGCGCUAUCAGACAAGCAGUUGCUAAGGUCUCAUAAAGUAGAUGAAAUCUAUGACAUGGAGUUUCUCAAUUAUUUUGAAUCUCUUGAGCUCUUUAGUUUGUAUGCUUUUCAUGAAGAACAUCCUACUAAAGACUUUCAAGAACUUGCUCUGCAAGUUGUGCAGUAUGUGAAAGGUCACCCCUUUGCCCGCAAGGUGUUGAGAUCUUUUCUUUACGGAAAAACUGUGAAGGAGUGGAAAAGCGAAUUGGACGGGCUCCAAGUAUAUCCUAAUGAAGAGAUACAACGGGUGCUUCGAUUAAGUUUCGAUGCAUUAAGCCCUCAACAAAAAAAUAUCUUCCUUGAUAAGGCAUCUUCAUUCAUUGGUGAAAAUAAAGAUGAUGCAGCAACUGUACUAGAUGGUUGUAAUUAUCAUACGAAUACAAAUAUCAAAGUUCUAGUUAACAAGUCAUUACUUGUCGUUUCUCGCAAUGAUUUGCUUGAAAUGCAUGACUUGAUCCAAAAGAUGGCAAGGGAAAUUGUACGCGAAGAGUCCAACACCCCUGGGAAGCGAAGCAGGUUGUGGAUUUCAUCGGAGGUUUAUGAUGUAUUGAAUGAAAACGAGGUUCACAUUGAUUGUAAAGCUUUUGCACAAAUGAAGAAUUUGCGGAUCCUAAAAAUAUGUGAUAAGGAACUCAGACACCUUUGGAAUGCAUUUGAUUGGAAGUUGUGGAAGGAAUCUAAGGUCAAUUACGAUGGGAAGUUGAAAUUUUUAUCAAAUAAGGUAAGGUUAAUUUAUUGGCAUGGAUUCCCUUUCAAGUGUUUCCCUUCAGAUUUCUAUCCAGAAAACAUUGUUGCCAUCGACUUGUCUUACAGCCACAUCAAAAAUCUUUGGACAUCGCCUAAGUGUUUUGAAAGGUAGAAAGUGAUGAAGCUAAGGCAUUGUCGUAACCUAACAAGUACCCCCAAUUUCACAAGGAUCACAAAUCUCAAAAAACUCAUUCUUGAAGGUUGUGUGAAUUUGGUUAAAGUCCCACCCAUCCCUUGGGAUGCUCAAGAAGCUUGUUGUUCUAAAUAUGAAAGAUUGCAAAUGUUUUAGGAGAUUCCCUUGCAAAGUCGAAAUGGAUUCUCUUGAAGUUGUGAAUCUCUCGGGUUACUCAAAACUGGACAAACUUCCUGAAUUCUUUGGCACAAUCCAAACUUUGAAAGAGUUUUGUAUCGAUGGUACCGCCAUAACGGAAAUUCCUUCUUUUGUAUUCUCUCAAAACAACCUUCAAGUAUUG
Cynara cardunculus var. scolymus (artichoke) is the source of this 2035-nucleotide messenger RNA. Its product is annotated as TMV resistance protein N-like. The transcript is spliced from 6 exons. Gene Ontology annotation, biological process: defense response; signal transduction. Bases 1 to 1674 code for a protein of 557 amino acids. Gene Ontology annotation, molecular function: ADP binding. The record is from RefSeq and is a predicted model, not a curated record. Lineage: Eukaryota; Viridiplantae; Streptophyta; Magnoliopsida; Asterales; Asteraceae.